This is a messenger RNA of Colletotrichum costaricense, 438 nucleotides long. Its product is annotated as ThiS family protein. The record is from RefSeq and is a predicted model, not a curated record. Bases 1 to 438 code for a protein of 145 amino acids. The transcript has 2 exons. Gene Ontology annotation, biological process: Mo-molybdopterin cofactor biosynthetic process. NCBI's taxonomy places the organism in Eukaryota, Fungi, Ascomycota, Sordariomycetes, Glomerellales, Glomerellaceae.
AUGGCUGCGGCUCCCAGGCCACCCAAAGACCACUUCAACGUCUUGUUCUUUGCAAGCGCGGGCUCCUUCACAUCCAAGCAAUAUGAGGUGUUGCCGGCCCCUCUCCCCUUGAAGAAGCUAUUCGAUGCGCUUGAAGAGAGACACGGCGGGUUCAAGGAGAGGUUCUUAGGGUCGUGUCUGGUGACGGUCAACUUAGAAUACGUAGAUAUCCCUGGGCCGGACGACGAGGACGGUCCGAUAAUACGGUCCGGCGAUGAAGUAGCCAUCAUUCCUCCGCGGACGCCGAGCACGAUCAAGGCCACCAACAAGACCACGAUGAACGUCGACACUAUGGAGAUGAUGGACGUCAGACUCGUAAUAGUCGAAACCUGGCAGCCCAACGGCUUGGUGCGCAACUCCCAUCGUUCCGCCCAGUGCGGACAAAUGUUCUCGUCGUAG